CAACCUUCUUUCCGUGCAAUAUACAUCCAAUAAGAUGUACAUGUUCUUAUUUUCCAGACUUCAGACUUUGUACUCCAAUAAGAAACAUGUCUUGGAGAACGAAUGCACUGCAUCGCCUCUACUAUUUGGGUAGAGCCUGAAGUAGAUGCGUUAAGAUCCGAACUUGCAAAUCUAAAUCAGCUGCACCGCCAUAUGAUGGGAAAGGAUCUCAGUGGAUUGGGCCUCAAAGAGUUGCAGCAUUUAGAGCAUCAACUGGCAGAGGGGAUAUUAUCUGUUAAGGAUAUGAAGGAGAAAAUCCUAUUCAAGCAGCUUGAGAAUUCAAGAUUGCAGGAAGAAAAGAUUAAGAUCGAAAACCAAAAGUUGCGCAAAGAGAUUGAAGAGCUCCGAGGCAACUUCAUGCCAUAUCAAGAAGACCAUUUGCCUGAAAAGAAGUGUUGGGCUAGCUUAAGACCAAUUUGUGAUUGCCGAUCAAGUGACCAUUCACCUGAGAAGAAGUGCUGGGCAAGCUUAAGAGCAAUCUGUGAUUGCAGAUCAAGUAGAGAAGAAAAUCUAGACCAUAUCGGUUACGCCUGUCAAUUGAUGAAUGUCACAAGAGGGAUAUUACCAAAGCAAGAAACAGCCUCAGAUGAUUACGUGAGAGUCUAAUGCUUUUGGAGCAAUACUUUCUUGAUUUCACGAUGAUAAAUUUAUGUUUCUCCCAUACACUCAUAAAUAUCUGAAUUCAUUGUAGCAAUAAGUCGAUGAUCGUCAA
Messenger RNA from Cuscuta campestris, 751 nucleotides. The record is from the annotation of a GenBank genome assembly. Lineage: Eukaryota; Viridiplantae; Streptophyta; Magnoliopsida; Solanales; Convolvulaceae.